CAUAGUUUUUCCUUCCUCUUCUGACUUAUCUCACAUGCUCUGACCUCAGCUCCAAUCUGAGACCCUAGUCCCUCGAGCCGUCGCCGUGCCGUAGCUGAUAGCAUCACCGGCCGACGCCCCCCACCCGCUCCCAACCCUCCCGCCUCUCACGCGCGCCGCCCCCAUCGCCGUCCCCGCCGUAUCCACUCCGUCUGCAGUCGACGGGUUUUGAGGUGGACAUGCAUUUUGCAAAUGUCAGGCUCUAAUCAGAUGGCUUCAGAUGGUAAAUUUGGAAAAGGUCCUCGGGAGCUCACUGGGGCUGUUGAUUUAAUUAGCCGCUACAGGCUGCUGAACCAUCACAGUUUCUUUUGUAAGAAACCAUUGCCACUGGCUAUCUCAGAUACACAUUAUCUUCAGAAUGUUGUGGGUGACACUGAAAUCCGUAAAGGAGAAGGGAUGGAGAUAGAUCAACUCAUUCAGAAUCCAGACCCGAGGGAGAAGAAGACUGCUUAUAUUAAACCCUUUGACAUGGAAACACUAGGGCACGCAUUUCAGUUGCGAGAAACAGCGCCAGUAGAUCUGCCUUCGGCUGAAAAAGGUACUCCGACUAUAUCGGGGAAUUCAAAGGUUAAGUCCAGGGACAAAGUCAAGAAGCAUAAAAAGCACAAGGCGAAAGACAAGGACAAGGAACAGAAGAAGCACAAACAUCGCCAUAAGGAUCGGAGUAAAGACAAAGACAAAGAGAAAGAGAAAGAGAAAGAGAAAGAAAAAGAGAAAGAAAAAGAGAAGGAGAAAGACAAAGACAAAGACAAAGAAAAGAAAAAAGAGAAGAGUGUGCAUCAUGAUUUGGGAGGUGAUAAUUCCAAAAAACAUCAUGAGAAGAAGAGGAAACAUGAAGGAAUGGAAAAUUUGGGGGCUGGACGUAACCACAAAAAAAGUAAGGAAGCAUUUACUCAGUAUUUUAUUAUUGCCAUGGCAUGUUUCCUUCAAUAAUGCUUUUGUCCUUGUUACCAUUCCUUGUUGAUAUAUGACAGCACAAAAGCGCAAAAUUCAAUGAAAUGGGCAAUGGACUUUGUUUGGCGUAAGAUGUGACAUUCGUUUCCGUGUUAGUUCUCGUAAUACGACUCCAUGUUUUAUGCUGUUAAUGGGCGGCUCUGAAGGUUUUCUUGUCAAUACCACUUCCGAUGGAGUUACCACAGAUGGAAUAUCCUUUUAUCAAGAUGCCCCGGUUACAAGGGACGUGGCUAAUCAAAUCACGAUACGCCGUAAAUCAAUUCUGGGGGAACUUGAACUUGUCAUGUGGAAUUAUUUGAAUUUUUGUGUUAGUUUUGCGCCCAUUAGCAAUUCUUUAGUGUUGCCCUCCUAUAUGCCCUGUCCUGUAAUCCAGACAGAAGAGAAGGGCUUACCGUCAAGCCGCAUGAUGAUGUGACCGUGUACAACAGGAGACGUCACGUGUAGAAGAGAAAAAUUAGCCGUACACAUUCCAUGAUCCAGCAAACUCAAUGGUGGUGAUGAACCUUAAGAAGCCCGAGUAGUAUGUUGUGUGUACCAAUCAUGUUUUUCUAAUCAAACAAUCCCGCUUUAUUGCUCAGUUAAACAAGGUAUGUCAGAUUAUAAAAUUGAGUUGUUGCAUUUC
Messenger RNA from Triticum aestivum (bread wheat), 1615 nucleotides. Its product is annotated as mediator of RNA polymerase II transcription subunit 19a. The coding region runs from base 232 to 972 and encodes 246 amino acids. The record is from RefSeq and is a predicted model, not a curated record. NCBI's taxonomy places the organism in Eukaryota, Viridiplantae, Streptophyta, Magnoliopsida, Poales, Poaceae. Gene Ontology annotation, cellular component: mediator complex. The transcript has 6 exons. Gene Ontology annotation, molecular function: transcription coregulator activity; transcription factor binding. Gene Ontology annotation, biological process: positive regulation of transcription by RNA polymerase II.